Messenger RNA from Candidozyma auris, 2364 nucleotides. It is a transcript of the gene UTP13, whose product is annotated as Utp13p. Lineage: Eukaryota; Fungi; Ascomycota; Pichiomycetes; Serinales; Metschnikowiaceae. Gene Ontology annotation, cellular component: 90S preribosome; small-subunit processome; nucleolus. Gene Ontology annotation, biological process: endonucleolytic cleavage to generate mature 5'-end of SSU-rRNA from (SSU-rRNA, 5.8S rRNA, LSU-rRNA); endonucleolytic cleavage in 5'-ETS of tricistronic rRNA transcript (SSU-rRNA, 5.8S rRNA, LSU-rRNA). Gene Ontology annotation, molecular function: protein binding; U3 snoRNA binding. The coding region runs from base 1 to 2364 and encodes 787 amino acids. The transcript has a single exon. The record is from RefSeq and is a predicted model, not a curated record.
AUGGCUGAGCCAAUAAGAAAAGCAUACGGUGUUCGAAACAUCGAGCCCUUCUAUGUUGGCGCUACCUCUGCUGCGUUCACUGAAGAUGGUUCAAUCGUCGCUACUCCACUAAAUGAAGAUGUAGUCAUCACUGACUUGUCUACAAACACCACUUUACACACACUUGAAGGCGAUGGAGAGCUCGUCACAGCAUUAGCAAUGACUCCAAAUGGGAGUCGACUAGCCGUGGUGUCGCAGUCACAGCAGCUUAGGGUGUACAAUGUGGAAACAGGAGAAAUCACCAAGCAAUACAGAUUCCAGGCACCAGUGUAUAUUGCCAGGGCAGACGAGACAUCAACACUUUUUGUAUUUGGCGCUACUGAUGGUGUCGUUACAGUAUGGGACAUUGAAGGUGGCUAUGUUACGCAUUCGCUCAAGGGCCACGGUACUACGAUUUGCUCGUUGUGCUUUCAUGGUGAACUUCAUUCCUCCAAGUGGAUGCUUGCGCUGGGAGACACGAUGGGAACAUCGAAAGUAUGGGAUUUAGUCAAGAGAAAAUGCAUAUCGACGCAUCAAGAACACACGGGAGCCGUUAGAGGGCUAGCGUUCUCGCCAGAUGGGUCUCAGUUUAUCACGGGUGGCAGAGACGCCAUCGUUGUGAUCUACAACACAGAAAACUUGAAGAAAGUCAUUAAUACAGUUACUGUCAGACACCAGGUUGAGUGCUGUGGCUUUAUCCAGCUCCCUCUGGGAGAGCUGGUGUUCUACACCGCCGGGUCUGAAAACCAAGUUAAGCUCUGGGACAUCUCGUCAGGUAAGCCUCUUGGUGGCUCCCCAAAACCAUUAGAGACAACAGAGGAGCUAAUGGCUCUUGAAGUCAUACACACUAAUGAUGACACUCAUCUAUGGAUGGUGGUUUCUGAUCAGACACUUGUGGAAAUGUCGCUCGAGGACAUGUUGGUGGAGGAUGGUGCCGCUGUGAUUCCGAUCACAAGAAGGGUUGCAGGUAAUCACGGAAUCAUUGCUGAUCUUCGUUAUGCUGGUCCGGACCAUAAUCUCGUGGCCAUGGCCACUAACGCCCCAGCAUUGAGGGUUGUAGAUUUCCAAAAUGCGCCCCUCGAUGUACAACUUUACGAAGGUCACACAGACUUGCUUAAUUGCAUAGACGUGUCUGAAGAUGGCAGGUGGAUUCUAACAGGCAGUAAAGAUAAUCUGGCAAGACUCUGGGCAUGGGAUGAGGAUGAGCAUACUUUCAGCCAAUACGCUGUGUUCACUGGUCAUGCUGGUGCCGUGUCUGGAUGUGCGUUACCAAAGAAUAUUGAUCAAAUUCCACGCUUUAUUGUCACAGCAUCAACGGAUUUGACUGUCAAGAAAUGGAAGGUUCCCAAAGAGGCAGGUUCGACAGUGAAAACGAGUGAGUACACUAGAAGAGCUCACGACAAGGAUAUCAAUUCGCUUGCUAUAUCACCUAACGAUGAGUAUUUUGCAACAGCUUCAUUUGAUAAGCUAGGCAAAGUCUGGGACUUGACGUCCGGUGAAACAGUUGGUGUACUCAAAGGCCAUAAAAGGGGACUUUGGGAUAUUGGCUUCUGCCAAUAUGAUAAGCUAAUCACCACAGGUUCGGGAGAUAAAACUGCCAGGAUAUGGCUGUUGACAGACUUCACGUGUAUGAAGACGCUAGAGGGUCAUACAAAUGCUGUUCAACGCAGCAGGUUCAUCAACAAGAAUAAGCAGAUUAUGACGACAGGUGCAGAUGGUUUGGUGAAACUUUGGGACAUCAAGGAAUCUGAAUGCGUAGCAACGCUCGAUAACCACGAUAAUAGAAUAUGGGCAGCAGACGUUAAGGAAGACGGACUCCAAAUGAUUACCGCCGAUGCAGAUGGACACUUGAGUCUAUGGAACGACAGAACAGACGAGUUACUUCAGGAGGAAGAGGAGAAGAAAAAAGAGAAAGUUGAGCAAGAACAACAGUUGAGCAACUACAUCAACAAAAAUGAUUGGAACAAUGCAUUUUUGCUCGCGUUGACGUUAGAGCACCUGAUGAGGUUGUACAAUGUGGUCAAGGCAGCUAUUGGAGCCAACGAGGAUCCCGAGCUGGCGGUCGGCUCCAAGAGCCUAGAACAGAUGAUGAUGUCUCUAGAAAGCGAACAGAUGGAAGCGCUUUUAAAACGAGUGAGAGACUGGAAUAUCAACUUCAAACAAUUUGAAAUUGCUCAAAAGGUGUUAACAGUGAUUGUGAGUAAGCUUGACAUGGAACGCGGAAAUAUUCGAAAGAUGGUGGAGCAAAUAAUUCCAUACAACGAGCGCCACUAUCAGAGGCUCGACGAGCUCGUGGAGCAGACAUACGUGCUAGACUAUGUUGUGCAAGAAAUGGAGAAGGCUUAA